UAUGGACGUAUACACAAAGCUACUUAAGUCUAUACAUUGUACAUAAGUUUCUUCUAAAAAAUUAUAGUCAUUUAAGGAAAAUAGUGCUUCGAUCAUAUUGAAUAAAAAUUAAAAUCGAUUAAAAACAUGUAAUAUAAAAAGAAAUCAAACAAAUGUUACCAAAUAAUUGAAAUAAUUCCAUUGUAAAACGUACAUAACCUUUGAAAUUUUUCAAAUGAUAUUUUUUUACAGAUUAAUAUAUAUUAAUUACAAAAUGUCACAAUUAGAAUUAGAUCCUCAAUUUACACAAGGGUUAAGACUUUUACAUUCUACAAAUAAAGAUUCUGCUGAACAGUUAAGGGCGCUUUUAGAUGAAAUAAUUAAACAGAAGUAUGGCCCAUCUAAAAUGCUUUCUAAUGUGUUGCACAAAAAGUAUAUGAUGGAAGAACCAGUAUUGAGUGAUCACAGUAGUAGUAGCAGCAGUAAAAAGAGUAAAAGUUCUAAACAUUCGAGUAAAUCAAGUAAAAACAGUUCUCCAGUUAAUUUACCAGCACGGGAUACUCCUCCAGAGAUUAUUCAAUCUGAUGACACAUUAGCAUUAGAAAUUUUAGAAGACGAUUUAACUUGUGUAAUUUGUAAAGGAAUGGAUGUUGGAGCGAGAAACAGACUUGUUGAAUGCGUAGAAUGUCAUUCUUUGUAUCAUCAAGAAUGUCACGUUCCACAUAUAUUAGAUUCGCAAAUAGAUGUUCCAAGACUAGUGUGGUAUUGUUCAAACUGUACAAAAUCUCAGACACCAAAAGAAAGAAGCUCACCAAAGACUGUAAUAGAGAGUAAAUCCAAAGAGCAAAAGAAACCUAAUUCAAGCUCGAAGCACUCAGAAAAAUACAAAUCAUCAUCAAAUAAUGUAAAUCAAUCACAACCUAUUAAUAGAAAUAGUUUUCCAUCUGGCAUAGGUGGUGGUCCGAAGAUCAUACCGAACAUUCAUAUCAUUAGUGCAGAUAGGAGAUUGAAGGAUAUGAUGAAAAAGGCAAAACAAGAGAAGCGUAGUACAAACAACAAUGCAAAUUCCAAAAAUUCCUCUUCUGCUUCACCAGCGAGUUCUUCAGGGAAAUCUUCUCAGGAAAAAUCUGUAAUGUACAAAAUUAAAUCAGGAGUGGAGUGAGAUGUUUAAUUUCAUUACAGAUAACAUCCUACCU
Molecule: messenger RNA, 1175 nt
Organism: Vespa mandarinia (Asian giant hornet)
Lineage: Eukaryota; Metazoa; Arthropoda; Insecta; Hymenoptera; Vespidae
Product: integrator complex subunit 12
Biological process (GO): snRNA 3'-end processing
Cellular component (GO): integrator complex
Source: RefSeq, a predicted model, not a curated record